Molecule: messenger RNA, 1512 nt
Organism: Oncorhynchus nerka (sockeye salmon)
Lineage: Eukaryota; Metazoa; Chordata; Actinopteri; Salmoniformes; Salmonidae
Product: prostaglandin E2 receptor EP4 subtype-like
Exons: 2
Coding region: 298-1413 (371 amino acids)
Biological process (GO): inflammatory response; negative regulation of inflammatory response; adenylate cyclase-activating G protein-coupled receptor signaling pathway
Cellular component (GO): plasma membrane
Molecular function (GO): prostaglandin E receptor activity
Source: RefSeq, a predicted model, not a curated record
CAGACGAGUGAGCAUGAAUUUUAAACAUGGAUCAGUCAUUUGUAAACGUCAAUGGACAGGGGAUGACGUCGACGGCUAACAGAUACUUGGACAAAAUCAACUGAACUCCGAAACAACAGUUUUAAAGGCGUUCUAACUUCUGUUGUGAAUAUGUUGAUUCAGCUCACAUUCAGGAUGAAGAUUUCAAUCAUGUUUGAUACGCUUCAUUUUUGUAGAUACCAUGCCUAAUGCAUCUACUGUAUUUCUUAUUGGGAAAUAUUAACGACAGCCUAUAAUGUAACUAAAUAUUUGUUUAAAAUGAGUAACAACACUGUGACCGGGAGGAUCAUGAUCCCGACUAUACCGUCCAUCAUGUUUAUUUUCGGUGUGGUGGGAAAUGUCAUUGCCAUCGUGGUACUCUGCAAAUCCAGGAAAGAACAGAAGGAGACCACGUUCUACACGCUGGUAUGCGGUCUGGCGGUUACAGACCUUUUGGGGACACUCCUAGCCAGUCCCGUCACCAUCGCAACCUAUGUGAAAGGCUCGUGGCCAGGCGGGGAACCACUGUGCCAGUAUUUUGGAUUCAUCAUGCUUUUCUUCUCUCUAGCGGGGCUCAGCAUUAUAUGCGCUAUGUCCGUGGAGAGAUACUUGGCGAUAAACCACGCGUAUUUCUACAACGACUAUGUGGAUCAGAGACUGGCGGGCAUGACGCUUCUGGCUAUUUACAUCUCCAACGUGCUUUUCUGCGCUCUACCUAGCAUGGGUCUGGGACAAGUCAAAAAGCAGUACCCACAAACCUGGUGCUUCAUAGAGUGGCGGAGCAACGUGAGGACGGAUGCCGCCUUUUCAUAUAUGUACGCGGGGUUCAGUUCGAUUCUAAUUCUAGCCACAGUUAUCUGUAACGUUCUGGUAUGCGGUGCUCUGAUUCGAAUGCACCGGCGGUUUGUCCGGAAGAUGUCAUUGUGGACAGACCCCGGACGAAACACAGACCCGAGAAGGAGACGCAGCUUCGGGCAUCUGGCCGGCGCAGAGAUCCAGAUGGUGAUUGUACUCAUUUGUACCUCAGCGGUGGUGCUUAUAUGCUCCAUUCCACUUGUUGUGCAAGUGUUUCUGAACCAGCUGUAUAAGACUCCGGUGGAGCUGAGACUGGAGAAGAACCCAGAUCUACGGGCGAUCCGCUUCGCCUCAUUCAACCCCAUCCUGGACCCCUGGAUCUACAUCCUCCUCCGCAAGGCCGUGCUCCUCAAGCUCAUUGAGCAGAUCAAGUGUCUGUUCUGUAAGAUAGGAGCACAGAGACAGCAGAGACAGGGAGCACAGAACUGCCACUGCAUUGAUGAACACCAGCUCCACUCCAUCAUCUCUUCACAAGAGUUCCCGUCAUUGAUGAACACCAGCUCCACUCCAUCAUCUCUUCACAAGAGUUCCCGUCAUUGAUGAACACCAGCUCCACUCCAUCAUCUCUUCACAAGAGUUCCCGUCAUUGGUGUCCCGUGAGCUGAAGGAGGUGUCCAGCACCUCUCAGGUCGUCCUCUA